UAUAUAUAUAUAUUAAUUCACCAAGUGCGCGCAAAACAAAAUAAACAAAAAAUAGCCCCAGUUAAUUAGUAUAAAUACUAUACUCGACAAUUAUUUAAAAUAUAUCUGAAAUAUAUAUUUCAAAAAUAAUCAAACCCAUACAACAUGUUCAGCAGAAGUCACAUCGUUUUGGCCAGCUCUUUGCUGUUGCUAAUCGCCCUGCCAGUAAUUCGCGCCGAUCUCAUGUGCUAUGUGUGUGACGAUUGUGCCCAGCUGCCCAAGGAUGCACCCCUGUUGGCCUGCAAUGAGGAUUUCUUUAAUACUGGCGGCAGCACAGAAGCCUCCACAGUGACCACCACCACAACCACCGAAGCGAGCACCACCACUUCGCAGGAAACCACAGUGACUCCAGCUGAGACAACCACUACGAGCACAAGUGUUAAGACGGAUCCACCAGCCACGGAGUCCACUACUACCACAGUGGAGACCACCACUACUGAGCUGACCACCGAAACUAUCCCGAGUACCCAGAGUACCCAGAGCACUGAGGCCCCCAUUCCCACGCCACCCACCGCCGGACCCGUUGAGACGACCACCGGAGUGCCCACGCCACCCAACGAGGAUCUGGCUGCUCUGGCGGUGGCCUUGAACACCACCCGCCUGGUGCCGGUGGAGGCGGAGACCACCACCCCCUCCCUCCCUCUCCCUCUGGCCGUCAGGCAGCGGCGAUCAGUGAUCGACACCGGAUACACCUAUCACUGCUAUUCCGUCGAGGUUACAGUGAACGGCUCAAUGACCACAGAUCGUGGCUGCUCCCGGGUGAGCACCUUUGAGGGUGUCUGCGAGCAGUUGAAGAUCCAGAACAACAACACGGAGCAGGCCAACUGCAAUCCCUGCAGUAUGAAUGCCUGCAAUGGAGGAUCGACGCUUCAGAAAUCCGUCCUGGCCUCCCUGCUUUUGGCCUUUGUGGCCUUUGCCCUGCAGCGCAACUAGGGUCCAGAUCAUCAUCUAUCACCCGGUGCUUUAUUCUAGUAUUCCUCGUUUCUUUGAGGCGAACACCCACUCAUCAGUCCGCGCUCAUUGUUAAGUGAUUCGAAAAUUUAUAUAAUUCUAAGAUAUACACAAACGCACAUGCACACACAACCGAAUAUCGAAAUAUAUACAACUGUAAUUGUAUACAAACUUAAUCUAACCAAAUGUUAAGCUUCAGGCGACUUAAUAAAUAAUAUGUAAUUUUUAAA
Messenger RNA from Drosophila elegans, 1220 nucleotides. RefSeq names its product flocculation protein FLO11. Lineage: Eukaryota; Metazoa; Arthropoda; Insecta; Diptera; Drosophilidae. The coding region runs from base 145 to 972 and encodes 275 amino acids. The transcript has 3 exons. The record is from RefSeq and is a predicted model, not a curated record.